CACAGUGGGGAUAUGGGACACUCUUCUCAUUUUUUAUGUUCAGUGGCAGGAGGAGACGAUGUCAGUCUUAUGACUAUUCCACCUUGGGCAGAUGGCAACACCUUGGCUUACUCAAAGAGGAAGGGGUAACAGCUGAGCUCUGACUGCAUCUGUAAUGAUCAGAUGCCUCUUGUGCCUGCCAAACAACAGUCUGAGCAAUCUGAGGGGGCACUGGUCGAGGGGAGGUGCGAUCGGGGAUCAUGGAUCAAACAUUGCACCGACCUGGGCAUCGUCAAUCAAUCUCUCCAUGUCACCUAAACCCGUUGGCACCUGGGUUCUCUCUCCCAAUUUCUGUCACUUAUCACUUUUCGCGGAAUCAUCAUUUAUCUCCGUUUGAAGUGUCCUCUUAUCAGCCUUGCAGAAGCGGAGCCAGAUGCCGAACAGCCGGUGCAACAUCGACAGACGACAGACGACAAUUGACAUCAGUUUCCAGCGAAAACGACGAACGAAAAGCAGUGAAAAAGAACGAAGCCUGCGAACAGAAAAGAACCGAGCACAACGCGCAAGACAAGCACCAACCGGACAGAAAACGCCAACCGAGGAAAAAACCGCCUAAAGCGUCCAUCAUUUUCACUGUGCCAGGGUUACACGAAGCUGCAAAUGGGAGGGGUUCGACCUCAGGUCACGUACCAUACAGACAGCUCGCAACACCAUACAACAACAUGGAUGCAUUACAUACAAUGAGUGCUGUGUUCGCCAUACGGAUGGAGGGCAGCAAGCCUCAAUCAACAAUGCCCAAGAUGGAGAGAGAAUUUCUUGUACCAACAGCUCACAGCCAUGAGCUCUCUACGUGGUUGCCUUCCAUGCUGCUGCAGCGCUCAUUACGUGCUAGUCAAGUACUCAUGUAGCACUGGGCUCUCAUGUACUCAUGUCACUCAUGCCACUCAUGUCUCACGCACGUCGUUUGUCUCCAUGUUCCGAGUGGGACAGGGGUAAUGGGGUAGUCAAUGGGCUGGGAAUAUGAGGCUCGCUCCCUCUGCCCAUGGCGCUCUCCACCCUCCUUCUAGCCAUCCAGCAAACACGUGCUACAACUAGGACGACGACCUCAGAUCCUGGCUGUCAUUUAUGUCAGUCUGAGGCUGGUUAUCUGGGGUGCCUAUGAAGAUGAACAUGGACCUGGAAUUGCCUCUUUGAGAGAGUUUUUUUUGGAGAU
Neurospora tetraspora is the source of this 1192-nucleotide messenger RNA. RefSeq lists its product as uncharacterized. The transcript is spliced from 2 exons. The record is from RefSeq and is a predicted model, not a curated record. Lineage: Eukaryota; Fungi; Ascomycota; Sordariomycetes; Sordariales; Sordariaceae. Bases 240 to 887 code for a protein of 215 amino acids.